Molecule: messenger RNA, 2769 nt
Organism: Penicillium bovifimosum
Lineage: Eukaryota; Fungi; Ascomycota; Eurotiomycetes; Eurotiales; Aspergillaceae
Gene: dapB
Product: dipeptidyl aminopeptidase dapB
Exons: 3
Coding region: 1-2769 (922 amino acids)
Biological process (GO): proteolysis
Molecular function (GO): serine-type peptidase activity; dipeptidyl-peptidase activity
Source: RefSeq, a predicted model, not a curated record
AUGGGGGCUUUCGAAGACGAAGGGAACUCAGAGUCCGUAAGGCCAACUCCACAACGGAGGGAUUCCUUCGCCUCACAAUCAUCCACCGACUCGGGCCUUUCGAUUGCCUCGGCAGCGUUCAUGGAGAAGCACAGGGGCUUGAUAGCCGGGGAAGGGGACGAGGAACGAUACCGGGACAUGGAAGAUGGAGCAGGGACUGGGUCGGAGGAGCCUCUUAUCUCCGGUAAAAAGACGGGCUCGCCAAGUCGUCUGCGCCAUAUUGUUUGGGGACUGGUAGCGCUUUGCGUGGGUGGCUGGGCCCUUGCCUUCGUGCUGUUCCUCACGCAGUCACGACCUAAUGCCGCAGUAUCCUCGGCUGAGACAAGUGCGACUGUAUCGAGUGUGCCCGCGCCUGUUUUGGAUCUCGAGCCAGAUGUGUCGACCGUUGAUACGAGUUCCGCAAACCCUGUGACCACUGUUGAUACGAGCUCCGCAAAUCCAGUGACACUCGAUCAAGUCUUGACGGGUGCCUGGAAUCCGAAGACCCACGAGAUAUCCUGGAUUGCGGGACCGAACGGCGAAGAUGGUCUUUUGGUCGAGAGAGGCGAGAAGCAGGACGCCUACCUGCGGGUGGAAGACAUUCGCAAUAGCGAGAAAGACUCCAAGAAUCAAGAGGCCAGAGUAUUGAUGAAGAAGAGGUACAUCUGGUUUAACGAUGAAGCCUUGGUUCCAGUCAAGACAUGGCCAAGCCCUGAUAUGAAAAAGGUAUUGGUCAUGACUGACAUUCAGUCCAACUGGAGACACUCGUUCUUUGGCAAAUAUUGGGUCUUCGAUGUGGCGACGCAAGAGGCUGAGCCGCUAGAUCCUGGGAACCUGAGCGGACGUGUACAGCUUGCGACGUGGUCGCCCACCUCUGAGGCGGUGGUUUUUGUUCGUCAGAACAAUCUGUAUUUGCGCAAUCUCUCCUCGUCGGAAGUCACUCCCAUCACCAAGGAUGGUGGCAAGGACCUCUUCUAUGGUGUUCCGGACUGGGUAUACGAGGAAGAAGUUAUUGCAGGCAACUCUGGCACUUGGUGGUCCGGUGACGGGAAGUUUGUCGCCUUCCUGCGAACCAACGAGUCAGCGGUUCCUGAAUAUCCUAUUCAGUAUUUCCUCUCGCGACCAUCGGGCACAAAGCCGCUGCCUGGACUUGAGAAGUACCCGGAAGUCAGGCAGAUCAAGUACCCCAAGCCCGGCAGCCCGAACCCGAUCGUCAGUCUGCGCUUCUAUGAUGUAGAGAAAAAUGAAACCUUUUCAUUUGACAUGCCUGAAGAUUUCAGUGACGAUGAAAGGAUUAUCAUCGAAGUUGUUUGGGCGUCGAAGGGCAAGGUGUUAGUUCGAGAGACAAACCGCGAGAGCGAUGUUGUGAAGAUCUUCGUGAUGGACACCAAGGCCAGAACUGGCAAACUGGUUCGGUCAGAUGAUGUCGCAGCUCUUGACGGCGGUUGGGUUGAGCCUUCACAGUCGACUCGUGUUGUCCCCGCUGACCCUGAAAAUGGCCGGCCACACGACGGUUAUAUUGACACUGUGAUUCAUGAAGGGUUCGAUCACCUGGCUUAUUUCACGCCGUUUGACAACCCGGAGCCUGUGAUGUUGACCAAGGGCGAAUGGGAAGUCGUCAAGGCGCCGUCCGCUGUGGACUUGAAGAAGGGCGAGGUAUACUUCGUUGGUACGAAGGAGGCCCCGACUCAGCGUCACGUAUACUCAGUCAAACUGGACGGCUCUAAUCUCCGAGCUCUGACGGAUACCUCCAAGCCAGGUUAUUACGAUGUUUCAUUCUCUAAUGGAGGCGGCUAUGGCCUACUCAGCUAUAAGGGCCCGGAAGUGCCGUGGCAAUCCGUGAUCAGCACCCAAGACGACGAGAUCAAAUUUAUCAACGACAUCGAGAAGAACCCUAAGCUCACGAAAAUGGUCAGAGAUCAUGCUCUUCCAGAGCAGGUGUAUACCAAUGUGACCAUUGAUGGUUACACUCUCCAGGUUGUGGAGCGCCGCCCUCCGAAUUUCAACCCUGCAAAGAAAUACCCCGUGCUUUUCUUCUUGUAUGGCGGGCCCGGUUCGCAGACGGUCGAUCGUAAGUUCACGGUUGACUUCCAAACCUAUAUCGCCUCGAGCCUGGGCUACAUCGUCGUCACCGUGGAUGGCCGCGGAACGGGAUUCAUUGGGAGAAAAGCUCGGUGCAUCGUCCGUGGUAAUAUCGGUCAUUACGAAGCUCGUGAUCAGAUCGAAACCGCCAAGAUCUGGGGCAGCAAGGACUACGUGGAUGAAACCCGCAUGGCAAUCUGGGGAUGGAGUUAUGGUGGUUACAUGACCCUGAAGGUGCUCGAACAAGAUGCAGGCGAGACCUUCCAAUACGGCAUGGCUGUGGCACCGGUGACUGACUGGAGGUUCUAUGAUUCCAUCUAUACCGAACGUUAUAUGCACACUCCCGCACACAACCCGCAAGGGUAUUUGAAUGCCUCCAUCAGCGAUGUCACGGCAUUGAGCCAGAAUGUUCGAUUCUUGAUUAUGCACGGCGUCGCUGACGACAAUGUGCAUCUCCAAAACACCCUUGUCUUGAUCGAUAAACUGGACUUGCAGAACAUCGACAACUACGAUAUGCAGGUCUUCCCUGACUCGGAUCACAGUAUACAAUUUCACAGCGCGCAUGCGCUUGUUUAUGAACGUCUUUCGAGCUGGCUCAUCAAUGCGUUCAACGGAGAAUGGCUUCGCAUUGCGAGCCCCAAACCGCAAGAGUCGCAUGAUGCAUCUUGA